GGCAAUAAAAUGGAGCAGGAAUCAAUUCUAGAGGAGCUUCUUUUAAAGAAGUCGCAACAGAAGAAAAAAAUUUCACCAAUUAAUUACAAAGAACGACUGUUUGUUCUCACAAAAACAAACCUCUCUUACUAUGACUAUGACAAAGAGAAAAAAGGAAGCAAAAAAGGAUCAAUUGACAUUAAGAAAAUUCGAUGUGUUGAGACAGUGAAUCAGGAGGAACAGGCACCUUUGGAGAGACAAUAUCCAUUUCAGAUUGUAUACAAGGAUGGCCUUCUCUACGUCUUUGCAGCAAAUGAAGAGAGCCGAAACCAGUGGUUGAAAGCUUUACAUAAAGAGAUUAAAGACAAUCCUGAUUUACUAAACAAGUAUCACAAAGAAUUCUUUACCAAUGGGAAGUUUCUCUGCUGCAACCAGGCAUGUAAAGCAGCCCCUGGAUGUACCAUCUGGGAGAAAUUUACAGAUAUGAGUCUGCCUAGCAGAACCAGCUCUAUGAAACCACUGCCUCCUGUCCCUGGGAAACUGCUGAAGCAUGACAAUCAGCCUCCAGUUCUAGCACCUGGUAAAUCCUCGCUGAAGAUCACUGUGGCAGAGUAUGACUAUGAAGCCAAAGGAAACGCUGAUAUCCAGCUUGUCAGGAACAGCAAGUAUUAUGUUCUGAAAGAAGAGGAUCCUGACUGGUGGCAAGUAAGGGACAUGGAAGGGCAUGAAGGCUUCGCACCAAGUCCCUAUCUGAAAGAGAUCUCCCUAGAUGAUGAUGAACCUGGGGGAAACUCCAGUGGAAGUGACCAUUCAUCAGAAGACGAGGAGAGCAUCACUAAGCAUGAUUGGUACGCUGGUGAUAUCUCCAGGGCCCAGGCAGAGCAACUGCUACGACAGAAGGAGAAAGAAGGUGCUUUUAUGGUUCGAAAUUCAAGCCGAAUGGGCAAGUACACCGUGUCCGUAUUCAGCAAGGCUCUUGAAGAUAAAAAAGGAACUGUCAAACAUUACCACGUGCACACAAACUACGAAAACAAAUAUUAUCUGGCUGAAAAUUACUGUUUUGAUUCAGUUCCCCAGCUUAUUCACUAUCAUCAGCAUAACUCAGCAGGUAUGAUUACAAGGCUUCGGCAUGCUGUGACUACGAAAGCAAAUAAGGUCCCAUCGACAGCAUCCUUAGGAAAUGGGAUCUGGGAGCUGAAACGAGAGGAAAUCGUCCUGCUCAAGGAAUUAGGAAGUGGCCAGUUUGGAGUGGUACAGCUGGGAAAAUGGAAGGGAAAGUACGAUGUUGCCAUUAAGAUGAUUAAAGAAGGAUCAAUGUCAGAAGAUGAAUUCAUAGAGGAAGCUCACACCAUGAUGAAACUUAAUCAUCCCAAACUUGUUAAGCUCUAUGGAGUUUGCACAGAGACAUAUCCCAUCUAUAUAGUGGCAGAAUAUAUGGCUAAUGGCUGCUUGCUUAACUACUUGAGGAGUCACGGAAAGGAACUGCAACCCUCUCAGCUGCUGGAAAUAUGUUAUGACAUUUGUGAAGCUAUGACUUUCUUAGAGAGCCAGCAGUUCAUUCAUCGAGACUUGGCUGCUAGGAACUGCUUGGUUGAUAGUGAUCUUACUGUGAAAGUGUCUGACUUCGGGAUGGCUAGGUAUGUUCUGGAUGACCUGUAUAUAAGUUCAUUAGGAACUAAGUUUCCAGUGAAGUGGUCGGCACCAGAAGUUUUUCAUUAUACCAAGUUUAGCAGCAAGUCGGAUGUAUGGGCCUUUGGGAUCUUAAUGUGGGAGGUGUUCACUUUGGGAAAGCAACCCUAUGAACUGUAUGAUAACAUACAAGUGAUUGAGAAGGUUUCUGAGGGAUAUCGGCUUUACCGACCACAACUGGCCUCAGAGACCGUCUACCAGUUAAUGUACAGCUGCUGGCAUGAGCUGCCAGAAAAGCGCCCCACAUUUCAGCAACUCCUAUCAAUUAUUGAGCCACUCAGAGAAGAUGACAAGUCUUGAAGACAAGUCCUUAUCAUGUGGCUUUGAAUAUUGGUUGACAUAUCACCAGUCUACUUUGUGAGAGCUAAUACUCUUGUAUGAAUUCUGAAAUCUGGCUGACUCCAGCAGUAUUACACUGGUUUUUUAUUGUCUUUUAAUUCGCAGUGCUUUGACAUCAUAGAGUAAAGAAGAAAACUCUUGUGAUGUUGUGGUGACUUGGUAUUGUCUGAAAGAAGAGUGUAGAAGUAUAUUACUGAUGCUAUUAGUAUGACCUCCCCACCCCAGUACUUCACAAGCAGAGAAAUAUGCAGUAAUAAUGUAAACUCUUUCAAGGUUUGUUGUGGUGGGUUUAUUUCACAUCACAACAGGAUUUUAUUCAUCUUUAUUUGGAAAAUGUAAACGUGGGUAA
Messenger RNA from Mauremys mutica (yellowpond turtle), 2356 nucleotides. It is a transcript of the gene BMX, whose product is annotated as BMX non-receptor tyrosine kinase. Gene Ontology annotation, molecular function: ATP binding; protein binding; non-membrane spanning protein tyrosine kinase activity. Lineage: Eukaryota; Metazoa; Chordata; Testudines; Geoemydidae. The transcript is spliced from 18 exons. The record is from RefSeq and is a predicted model, not a curated record. The coding region runs from base 10 to 1968 and encodes 652 amino acids. Gene Ontology annotation, biological process: intracellular signal transduction; peptidyl-tyrosine autophosphorylation; adaptive immune response.